UCGGACUCGGCCACCAUGGUCAGGCUACGCAGUGAUCUGUGGAGGUUCGAAUCAAUCUCUAAACACAUCAACAUGGUACCCCUGCGCCUCUGUCUGUGUAUUUUGCUAUUCUCCUGGGUUCUUCUGGAAGCUGCCCAGGCAGCAGGCAUCGGCGAGUUGCCCACGUACCAAGGUCUGUGCCAGCAGCAGGGAGAUAUGUGUGGCGUUCAAUGCCGCGUAGCUGGCGGAGCGGAUGGACUUUGCAACAAAGUGGGUCUCUGCAUCUGCCGACCCUUGUAGAGUUAGUUAGUGGCGACAAAUUGGAAUAAAAUACCAAAUCGGAUA
Molecule: messenger RNA, 324 nt
Organism: Drosophila kikkawai
Lineage: Eukaryota; Metazoa; Arthropoda; Insecta; Diptera; Drosophilidae
Source: RefSeq, a predicted model, not a curated record